Molecule: messenger RNA, 4034 nt
Organism: Camarhynchus parvulus
Lineage: Eukaryota; Metazoa; Chordata; Aves; Passeriformes; Thraupidae
Product: radial spoke head 10 homolog B2-like
Exons: 19
Coding region: 183-2606 (807 amino acids)
Source: RefSeq, a predicted model, not a curated record
AGAGAGGGACCCGGCCGCGGCCCCGUCCCGGUGCCUCUCAGACCGGGCUCGGUAAGGGCUCGGCACCGGUCCGGCCCCGCUGCCCCUCAGACAGGGCUCGGUAAGGGCCCAGCACCGGUCCCGUCCCAGUGCCUCUCAGACAGGGCUCGAAGGGAAGUACACACUGAGACAAUUCAGUAGUUAUGAUAAAAGGCAAGAAGAAAGAUGUCAAGAAGAAAGAUGCUAAGAAAGAUGGUAAGAAGGCAGCUGUUGAGAAGUCAGACGAGUCUCUAGGUACCCCAACUGACAGCAGCUUAACAACGCUGGGAGAUUUGCGGAGUGACUCAUUGGGCGAAGAAACUCCAGCAAUUCCAGAGGCACCAGAUGAAGAGCCAGAGGCAGAGGAACCACCAGUCCCACCUGUUACUCCCUUCCACGAAGAGCUUGUUCUUGCUCAAGUGAUUAUUGAAAGCUAUCAAGGUGAACAAGUUGAUGAAUUCUAUGAGGGUGAAGGAUUUAUAUGUUUUGAGGGAGGAAAUACAUACAAGGGUCUAUUUUCUGAAGGGCGUAUGAAUGGAGAAGGGACUUACACAUGGGCUGAUGGAGUAAAGUAUGAGGGAACAUUUGUUAAGAAUGUGCCAACGCAUUGUGGCCGUUAUACCUGGAGUGAUGGCAGUGUUUAUGAAGGAUCAAUCCAAGAUGGACUUAGGCAUGGAUAUGGAAUUUUCAGGAGUGGUACUCAUCCAAUUUUUUACACUGGUUUUUGGUGCAAUGGCAAAAGACAUGGAAAGGGUACAAUUUAUUAUGAUCAGGAACAGACCUCCUGGUAUGCAGGUGAUUGGGUAAACAAUGUCAGAGAAGGAUGGGGAUUCAGACGCUACAGAUCUGGAAAUACGUAUUUUGGUCAAUGGAAGAAGAAUCUACGACAUGGACAUGGAAAAAUGAUAUGGCAGGCAGAUAAGCAAGAGUAUGAAGGAGAGUGGGAGUGUGGCCUGCAGCAUGGUUCUGGCAUGCACACAUGGUUUUUUAAGACAACAGACACAUCGUUUAAGUCUCCUCUAUGGAAUGAAUAUUCGGGGAAUUUUGUGAAAGGGGAGCGCCAUGGACAUGGGACAUUUCUUUAUUCUGAUGGAACAAUGUACACUGGAGAAUGGGCACAUAAUAAGAAGCAUGGCAAGAAAGGACCGCAAUCGUUAAUGCCUUGGGAAAGACUUCUGUUCUGGGAUCAGAUAUUGAUUUGGGUGUAUCAUCACUGCUUGCCUUGUUCCCAGAUGAAGACAGAGGGAACGAAUCACAAAAACGCUUGCAGCAUGACUAUGCUGCAGUUUUGGAGGUUUCUGAAGGACUGCAAUUUUCAUCUCUGCUCCGUAACUCUCGCUGAAAUAGAUCGACUGUUGAGAGGUGAUCAAUCACCUAAGGACAUACAUGAUCCAAGUGAUAUAUUACUGUUCAGAACAUUUGUAUGCUACCUUGUUCACCUGGCAUUUCAUAUCUAUCAUGAAAAGUGCAAAGAUGAAGCUCCUCAUCUGCAGAAGUGUUUCUUAGAAAUGAUGUCCAGGAAUGUUCUGCCCUCUGCCUGUUGUGUCCAAGGUCUCUUAUAUUCUGGUGGAGAAUUCUCAUCUUUUGCCAUGAACUAUCUUGAGAAAUGCUGGGAAAUAUAUGAAGAUUUCUGUAGACCAUGUCCCAGACCUCCAUUUGACUCCACAGUGAAGCUGAGGCAAUUCCUCUGGAUGUUGGAUGAUUUUAAACUUCUCAGUGAACGAUUAACUGCUCCAAGAGUUCUGGAAAUAUUUGUCAAAGUUGGUGCCUCUGUACCUGAUAUCGAUGGUAUCAACCUGGAGCUGGAGAUGGUUUUUCUGGAAUUUUUUGAAGCUCUUCUUGAAUGUGCAUUGGUGUAUGUUACUGAGGAUAUGAUCCUGAAGAAAGAAGCUCAAGAUAAUAAGAAAAGAAGUAGCUUUGAAAUCAAGGAGCUCUCUAAGGAAACCUCAGCUGUGUCUCCCACAGAACAUUCUCCACCCCAGCCACCGAGACCUGGUGAAGACACAGAGCCUGCUCCUCAACCAUCUCUACUGGAAACUCUUCUCUCAUUUCCCAUAACUCCUGGAGAAAGCAAAGAUGAUGUGUCAUUGCCAAACAAGGAUGUAAAAGAAGAACAAGAUUCCUGCCCAGAAAAGGAAUUGAUAGAUGAAGCAAAAGAAGAUAAAAAUGAACAAAAGGAGCUGUGUAGUUUCUGGAUGUGUCAGGUGGAAACCUUUUUCACAACUAAGUUGUUCCCUGCUUUUGAGCAUGAAAUAGUGCUGAGAGAUAAAAUAAAAGAAAUAAAACCCCAGCAUGCUGAAUUAGCUGAGCUGAGAAAGAUCCAGGCUGAGGAGCUGGGAAGACUUAUUGCUGAAAAAGAAGAAGAAGAAGAGGCAAGAAAGCAAGAAGCAGUUGCAUUACAGGAGAGUGUCAGGCUCAGGGAACGAGCCUCAUCAUCUUGGGAGACACUCCUCUCCUGGAGAAAUCUCCAGCUGAAAAAGGCCUCCAAGAGAGAACCCUCACCGACAAAAAGAGGCUCACGAGGCAGUGAGGCUAAGGCAGCACCCAGAGGUACCAAGGGAACUGCUGACAAAAAGAAAAAGAAAUAAAUCCUCUGCUGGGAACUACUGAAGCUUCAAGCAAGCACUCUUCAAAUAAGGAAAAAAAACCAAACAAACAAAACCAAACCAAAACAACCCCAGAAGACCCACAGUUGUAGGAAGCUGUAAGAAUGCCCCAACUGUAUGCACAAGACUUGCUGGUUUCAGAGGGAGCAGCCUUUUACACCAGUUUUGGGUAAACUAGCAGGAAGUUACACAAUGCAAAUGAACAUAGAUGCUUCUAAAGUGUAACAAUUAUUAGUUUUAUUUUUCAGCAAAAUAUUCACAUAACAUAUCAGAAUGGAAUGGUACAGAUGAGUUCAGACUGGUUUUUAAUUAGUUUGCACAUAAACAUUUUUAAAAUUUAAAAAUUUUAUGGUCAGAGUUUACAGAUUUUAGUAGAAAUUUUGAUUCUUACAAAGCAAGUAUUGCUUUACUAUUGUCAUUAUUCCAGUCAAUAAUAUGACUAAUAACUUCUCAUGUUGAACAAGUGCCUGACAUUGACAUCUUCAAUAAAUCAGCCCUUUGCAGAUCAAUCCAAGAAGAAAAUAUUAUUAAACUGUGUUGCACAAAGUUUCUUCACUUCUUCUGUUAAAAAAAAACAACAAAAAAACCCCAUCAGUAUUGUAUUUUACAGAAACCUCCUCAAGAAAAACCCUGGGGAUUGUCAUGGAGAAUAUAAUAAAACUCAAACAGAAAAAGCCCUAAGAGUUUCUAAUGUAGAAAUACACUUAAUAUUACUCUCUCUUCAGUAGGAGAAAGUCAAGUCUGAUGUCUCCCACUGUCUGAAAGUGGUUUAAGUGUAAAUGAUGGGUCUCUCAUCAAACACUGCAACAAAAGCAGAUGUGGCUUAACAUAUAGUUAAGGGAAGUAUAUGAUAACCCCUUUUUCAGAGAAAGGAGGAAUUAGGAUAUUCUGUUACAGUAAAUCAAGUCUGCAAAACUUUUGCUUUGUGUUGUUUGGUAGACUGAUAAACUUCCUAGGUUCAUCAGGCACAGAAACACUCACUCUCUGUUUCUCUAUGGUAGGUUUGAUGCUGAAAGACAGUUACAGAGAGAUUGCCAAGUUACACAACUCAUUCCUCUUUUUAAAAUGCUGCCAGGCUUUGGUCCUGGCAAGGUAUGAAUUCUUUCCCAUUGUCUAAGGGAAAGAUGUGCUAACAGGAGCACAUUGCCUCCUGUUAGAAUGGAGAGCCCUAGCAUUGCUGCAAGAUUCAAACAGAUUUUUAGAGAAAUAGCAAUGUAAAAGCUUAUUGCAUCUUAAUGUUAAUUCUCACUCUUAGUCCUAGUAAAUCAUUCUCAAAACCACGUUAGAAACAAGACAGCGAUGGAUGAGGAUCACUGACAGGACAACCACAAUGUGUAAGUAACUAACCCUGCAUUACUGACAAAUAGAUGUAAAUAUAUUCAUCUCUCAGCUGUAAUACACUUUUUAAAU